Molecule: messenger RNA, 1806 nt
Organism: Varanus komodoensis (Komodo dragon)
Lineage: Eukaryota; Metazoa; Chordata; Lepidosauria; Squamata; Varanidae
Gene: RABAC1
Product: Rab acceptor 1
Exons: 6
Coding region: 111-692 (193 amino acids)
Cellular component (GO): Golgi apparatus
Source: RefSeq, a predicted model, not a curated record
AAACAUCCCCACUGCUCCCCGCCCUCUGGUGCCACGCAGACAGAUCGCUUCCGGUGGGGAGCUGGACCAGAUUCCGAAGGAGGCAGCUGCUCGACCGCGCCUGAAGCACAAUGUCUGGCAAAACAGGGCCGGAGCAUCUCUUCAACCCAGCCACCGAGAUGGAGGCAUCUGGCACUAUGCUAGGCACCAAGAUCAACAUCCCGGCUCUUUUGCCCCAAGGCCCAGCUAAGGAGUGGCUGGAACAGCGCAGGGCCACCAUCCGGCCCUGGACCAACUUCCUUGACCAGCGGCGAUUUGGGAAGCCCCGGAACUUCGGGGAGCUUUGCAAGCGGCUUGUACGCAACGUAGAAUAUUUCCAGAGCAACUAUGUCUUCGUCUUCUUGGGACUCAUUGUCUAUUGCCUCAUCACAUCUCCACUGCUCCUGAUUGCACUGGCUGUCUACUUCGGGGCCUGUUACAUUAUCUACUUGAAGACCCAGCAGUCACAGCUUGUUAUCUUUGGGCGGGAGCUCAGCACAGCCCAUCAGUAUGGCCUGGCUGGGUGUGUCUCCUUUCCCUUCUUCUGGCUGGCAGGAGCUGGCUCAGUUGUCUUUUGGCUGCUGGGUGCCACUUUGGUAGUUAUCGGUUCCCAUGCAGCCUUCCAUGAACUGGAGUCUGGAGAAACUGAUGAGCUGCAAAUGGAGCCUGUCUGAAGGACCCAGAGAACAUCAGCUCUCCUCUCCUGCCUGGUUAUUCACCAUGUUUUCUCCACCCGUUUCACUGUUACAUUGCCACCAUUUCAUUCAAUGUCUCUGUGCCAUUUCCUCUUCCUAAGGCUUCCUCCAAGAAAGGGGGUCUUUAAAUCCCCCAGAACAGUCCCUGAAGCUCUCCUUCUCAGGCUGCCCCAAUCUCCCCAUUUUAGUGUACUGUCGCUUCUCAGAAUUUGCAGCUCCCUUGCACUUGGGUUUUCGAGUCUGAAACAGGCUAGAAUGCUGCAUUAAGGGCCUCCCUUUUUUCUGGAAAGCUUAGCUCCCUCCAAGAGCCAAGCCUAGGGAAACUCCAGAAAUCUCAAUUCACCUUCCUUUUUCUCUUAUCAGUAACAUUAAACAAAUAAAAGUGUGAACGUGGAGUAUUCCUUUGUACUGCCCCAAAAGAUCACAGUGACGCAUGAUGGUGCAGUGUCUGAAAAACUUGAGGAUGCGCGCAGAGCGGCUCAGGCAUGUUUGUGUCCUGGAUCGCUUGCAGCGACCAGCAGAAAUGGGUCUGGAAUGAAGUAACACGGGCCUGCUGCAUCACUGCCGCAUUUGCCUGCUGGAGGUUUUAUCAGAAAUCAAAAACCAUUGAAGUGCACAAUUGGAAGAAAUUACAUCUGUACACGUGCCCCAUGUACAGUAAAUUAACCCCAUUCUUCAUGGUUUGAUCUGUUUUUGAUCUAGCCAAACAGCCAAAAUAAUUUGGUUAGUUUCGUCAUAGACAUGGCUGACCUAAGACACUUUGGUAGCUGAGAUAACAAAUCCAAAUAGCUACACUGUCCGGUCUUUUGUGCAAACUUUACCAAAAUGUACUGGAGCUGAUAUGCUUUUUCCCCAUUGGGCAACAUUAUUGCAAAAAUACUUAGGCCUCUGUAUGUGUUUCCAUCCUCCAGUAACUAGGAUCAGCAGUCACAACUUCACAAAGCAUUUUUGAUUAUCUAUUGCCUUACCUGUUUUAAUUGUUUACUCUUUCUCAGCCAUUCUUUCUCUACUUGGAAAUGAUUAGGACUAUUAAGACUGGUGUUCACAAGUGACCAGUGUUCUGGGAGCAGUUAAUAAAUUCCAGAUUAAAUCA